UUUACAGAUAAACGGACGAAACGGAAAUUGUAUACAAAACCAAAACUUCCUUUAACGCGAGUGUUGAAAACAGUAAUAAAUUCUAUUAAAUUAAAUAAUGAUAUUAAAGAAGAUAACACAAAAUUGUUAAUUUAAUUAAAAAUAAUGGAAAAAAAUAUUAAAAUUUCACACAUAGUGUAAAUAAAUUUUAAUAAUAAUGAAAAAAUCAAAUUAAUUUAGUAUGUGUUAUUUAAAUGGAAUUCUUUGUCAAACAAAUUUCAACCUUUAUUGUAUUCCCAAUGCAUUUGCAGAAAAAAUAUAAUGAAGAGAAUAAAAUAACAGAAAUUAAUGUCAUCUAUAACAGGUUGAAUGUAGUAUGAUUGUGCACAUACACAUAUAUGAGAAUGAAAACAAUACUUAAUAGUGCUGAUGAUGAUGUUCGUUUCGUUUUUGUUACUCCACACAGAACAUGAAUGUCACAAUGUUAAAAUAAGCGUAGUAUGUACAGUAUAAACAAUCAAGUCCUGUUGCCUUAGAAAGCCUAAAGGCUGCUUUUAUAAAAAACCAAACAAAAAAAAAAAAAAACAAGAGAUUGUAAAAAACAAACACCAGCAAAAAUGAAGUCAACCUUAAAUUCAAAACCAACUAUACAAAACGCAACUGAACCCACCCAACAUCAUUAGGACUACAACCGAAUCGAAACAAAGGAAGGAGUUAAAAUAAUAGACAUACAGAGAGAAUUGAGAAAAAGGGAAAAAGUCGACGAAAAACACGGAAAAUUUUUAUAAAACUGCACUAAAAUAACAGCGGCAACAAUAGUGAAAUUUUCCUUUUGAGCUCAACGUGAAUUUUUUAUUCAACUCACACCAAACCACGCUGCUCCAACAAACACACACACACAACCGACAACUAACUGUCUUUUAUAAAUUGUGUUGCAUCCUUUCAAUUCCAUUCCAGUUUAUUUACUCUUCCUAUUUUUUCUGCGUAUUGCUAAAGUUUGUACUAUAAUUUUUACUUUCUACCGACUAUAACAGCAGUAAAAUUGUAUGUGUUUGGUGCAACAGAGAAACAAAAAAAUAACUUUAACCAACAUCAUCAUCGUCAACAUCAUUGACUCACAGUAGAGCAACAAAAUACAGAAACAACAGCAGCAGCAUAAUGUCCUCGUGCCCUUCAGGAUUAAUCGCUUAUUCAGCAAUCGUUUUACUUUGUACUUCCGGUAUAAAAGCCAGUUGGGAAGAAUGGUGGACAUAUGACGGUAUAUCCGGACCAAGUUUUUGGGGCCUUAUAAAUCCACAAUGGAAUAUGUGCAAUAAAGGUAGACGACAGUCACCCAUCGAUAUAGUACCAGAUAAAUUAUUGUUUGAUCCAUUUCUACGGCCAUUGCACAUAGAUAAACACAAGGUUUCCGGUACACUACACAAUACAGGUCAAUCGCUUGUCUUUCGCGUUGACAAAGAUACAAAGCAACAUGUUAACAUAUCCGGUGGCCCUUUGGCAUACAAGUAUCAAUUUGAGGAGAUAUAUAUACACUAUGGUACGGAAAAUACACGUGGAUCAGAACACUAUAUACAGGGUUACAGUUUUCCGGGAGAGAUACAAAUCUAUGGCUUCAACAAGGAAUUGUAUCAUAAUAUGUCCGAAGCUCAACACAAAUCCCAAGGUAUUGUUGGUCUUUCGCUAAUGGUACAAAUUGGUGAAACACCAAAUCCUGAAUUGCGCAUCAUAACAAGUACAUUUAACAAGGUGCUAUUUAGAGGAUUUUCAACACCCAUCAGACAUUUGUCUGUGCGUGCUUUGCUGCCAAAUACAGAUCAUUAUAUUACCUACGAAGGAUCCACCACACAUCCCGGUUGCUGGGAAAGUACUGUCUGGAUUAUAGUUAAUAAACCAAUUUAUAUUACAAAACAAGAGUUAUACCAACUGAGGCGGCUGAUGCAGGGCUCAGAAAAUACUCCAAAAGCUCCUUUAGGCAAUAAUGCACGGCCGGUGCAAAAUUUACAUCAUAGAACUGUUAGAACUAAUAUAGAUUUUAAGAAAAAUAAGAAUCAAAAUGCUUGUCCUUCCAUGUAUAAGGAUAUGUAUUAUAGAGCGAAUCGUUGGUCACCUGAUACAGGACUAUUGAUUCGUUGACCCAUUAUGGAUAAAAGCCGACAUAUAAAUGGCAAAAACAAUUAUGAU
Messenger RNA from Lucilia cuprina (Australian sheep blowfly), 2160 nucleotides. RefSeq names its product carbonic anhydrase-related protein 10 (gene CARPA). Gene Ontology annotation, molecular function: carbonate dehydratase activity; zinc ion binding. The record is from RefSeq and is a predicted model, not a curated record. The transcript is spliced from 9 exons. NCBI's taxonomy places the organism in Eukaryota, Metazoa, Arthropoda, Insecta, Diptera, Calliphoridae. The coding region runs from base 1138 to 2112 and encodes 324 amino acids.